AUGAGCUCCUCGGACGACACCUGCGGCAAGAAGGCGUCGUGGCCGGAGCUGGUUGGGAAGUCCAUCGAGGAGGCCAAGAAGAUCAUCAUGAAGGACAGGCCGGAUGUGAAGAUCAUCGAGGUCUUCCCGGUCGGCACCGCCGUGACCGGGGACUUCAGGCCCGACCGUGUCCGCAUCUUCGUCGACACCGUUGCGGAGAUCCCCCGCAUUGGCUAG
Molecule: messenger RNA, 216 nt
Organism: Triticum turgidum subsp. durum (durum wheat)
Lineage: Eukaryota; Viridiplantae; Streptophyta; Magnoliopsida; Poales; Poaceae
Source: the annotation of a GenBank genome assembly